Balaenoptera musculus (blue whale) is the source of this 2425-nucleotide messenger RNA. It is a transcript of the gene CLASRP, whose product is annotated as CLK4 associating serine/arginine rich protein. NCBI's taxonomy places the organism in Eukaryota, Metazoa, Chordata, Mammalia, Artiodactyla, Balaenopteridae. The transcript has 21 exons. The record is from RefSeq and is a predicted model, not a curated record. The coding region runs from base 292 to 2322 and encodes 676 amino acids.
CGGGCCGCGCGCGAGCACAGCGGUGGGAGGCGGCGGCGAGUUGCUGAGUGCAGGGUGCUGGCCGUGACCUCCUGGCUUCGGGCGGACGUCAGCCCAGCUUCGUCCUUGCCUCGACCUCUCUCCGGUCUGUUGUGAGCCUCCGCUCGGCCCCGGCCUCGAGGGCCGACCGCUCCGCACCCCCUCGGCCUGCCGGGCCUCAGGCCGCGCCCUGCCCCCGCCAUCGGGCCGAACUCGCCGCGUCGGACCCCGCCGCUUGCCACAGGUUGAGGCCCCAGGCCUGGCCUCACCACGAUGUGGCACGAGGCUCGGAAGCAUGAGCGGAAGCUUCGAGGUAUGAUGGUCGACUACAAAAAGAGGGCAGAGCGGCGGCGGGAGUACUAUGAAAAGAUCAAGAAGGACCCAGCCCAGUUCCUGCAGGUGCAUGGUCGAGCUUGCAAGGUGCACCUGGAUUCUGCAGUUGCCCUGGCCGCCGAGAGCCCCGUUAACAUGAUGCCCUGGCAGGGGGACACCAACAACAUGAUUGACCGCUUCGACGUCCGCGCCCACCUGGACCACAUCCCUGAUUACACUCCGCCUCUGCUCACCACCAUCUCCCCAGAACAGGAGUCGGACGAGCGGAAAUGUAACUACGAGCGCUACCGAGGCCUGGUGCAGAACGACUUUGCUGGCAUCUCAGAGGAGCAGUGCCUGUACCAGAUCUACAUUGACGAGUUAUACGGAGGCCUCCAGAGACCCAGUGAGGAUGAGAAGAAGAAGCUGGCAGAGAAGAAGGCUUCCAUUGGCUACACCUAUGAGGACAGCACGGUGGCCGAGGUGGAGAAGGCGGCAGAGAAGCCGGAGGAGGAGGAGUCACCGGCCGAGGAGGAGAGCAACUCGGACGAAGAUGAGGUCAUCCCCGACAUCGACGUGGAGGUGGACGUGGACGAACUGAACCAGGAGCAGGUGGCAGAUCUCAACAAACAGGCCACGACCUAUGGCAUGGCCGAUGGCGAUUUCGUCAGGAUGCUCCGCAAAGACAAGGAGGAGGCAGAGGCCAUCAGACACGCCAAGGCCCUCGAGGAGGAGAAGGCCAUGUACUCGGGCCGUCGCUCCCGGCGCCAGCGGAGGGAGUUCCGGGAGAAGCGGCUAAGGGGCCGCAAGAUCAGCCCACCCAGCUACGCCCGCCGAGACAGCCCCACCUAUGACCCCUAUAAGCGGUCGCCCUCGGAAUCCAGCUCCGAAUCCCGCUCCCGCUCCCGCUCCCCGACCCCAGGCCGCGAGGAGAAGAUCACAUUCAUCACCAGUUUUGGGGGCAGUGAUGAGGAGGCAGCCGCAGCCGCAGCUGCAGCAGCUGCGUCAGGGGCCGCCACAGGGAAGCCCCCCGCGCCCCCCCAGCCAGGCGGCCCCGCACCGGGACGCAAUGCCAGCGCCCGCCGCCGCUCCUCCACCUCCUCCUCCUCCUCUUCCGCCUCGAGGACCUCCAGCUCCCGCUCCCGCUCCAGCUCCAGCUCCCGCUCCCGCCGCGGCGGGGGCUACUACCGCUCUGGCCGCCAUGCGCGCUCCCGCUCCCGGUCCUGGUCGCGCUCCCGCUCCCGUUCUCGGCGCUACUCGAGAUCCCGGAGCCGCGGCCGGCGGCACUCAGGUGGGGGCUCCCGAGACGGACACCGCUACUCCCGUUCGCCUGCCCGGCGCGGCGGUUACGGGCCCCGGCGCAGAAGCAGGAGCCGCUCCCGCUCAGGGGACCGGUACAGGCGGGGCGGCCGGGGUCCCCGGCACCACAGCAGUAGCCACAGCCGCAGCAGCUGGUCCCUCAGCCCGUCCCGAAGUCGCAGCCUGACUCGCAGCCGCAGCCCCAGCCAGAGCCGCAGCCCCAGCCAGAGCCGCAGCCCCAGCCAGAGCCGCAGCCGCAGCCACUCGCCGUCGCCCCCAAGGGAGAAGCUGGGCAGGCCGGCAGCGUCCCCCGCCGUGGGCGAGAAGCUGAGAAAGACCGAACCUGCCGCUGGUAAAGAGACAGGAGCUGCCAAACCCAAGCUGACGCCACAGGAGAAGCUGAAGCUGAGGAUGCAGAAGGCACUGAACAGGCAGUUCAAGGCGGAUAAGAAGGCAGCUCAGGAGAAGAUGAUCCAGCAGGAGCACGAGCGCCAGGAGCGGGAAGACGAGCUUCGAGCCAUGGCCCGCAAGAUCCGUAUGAAGGAACGGGAACGCCGAGAGAAGGAGAGAGAAGAAUGGGAACGCCAGUACAGCCGGCAGAGCCGCUCGCCCUCCCCCCGUUACAGUCGAGAAUACAGCUCUUCCCGAAGGCGCUCAAGGUCCAGAUCCCGAAGCCCCCAUUACCGACAUUAGGCAGAAGCGUGGGGGGGCAGAGGGAUGAGGGGGUGGGGCGAGGGCUCAAGCUGUGAUGCUGCUGGUUUUAUCUCUAAUGAAAUAAAAAUCACACAUUAUUUAA